Molecule: messenger RNA, 4259 nt
Organism: Glossina fuscipes
Lineage: Eukaryota; Metazoa; Arthropoda; Insecta; Diptera; Glossinidae
Gene: Pkc98E
Product: protein kinase C
Exons: 14
Coding region: 1385-3607 (740 amino acids)
Biological process (GO): protein phosphorylation
Molecular function (GO): ATP binding; diacylglycerol-dependent serine/threonine kinase activity
Source: RefSeq, a predicted model, not a curated record
GUGAGUGCAAGAAGUUCUUUUUUCGGACAUCAAGGAAAAUUUUUCAUAUUCAAAAUUAAAAAAAAAACCGAAUAGAUAUUAAUUAAAAUUUAUAAAAUCUUAACGACCGGAUAAAGAACUAAUCAUUUUCUAAAACAUUUGUUAAAAAUAUCGACUAAAAUGAAUAGAAACUUAUCGACGUGCACAUACAAAAUUUUAUAAGACAAGAGGAGCAAAGAACUUCUAAGUAUCAAAAAAGAGAAAGAGAGAAAAAAAGAAAAAAUCUAUUGUAGUUGAUAUACAAGUUAAGUAGGAAAAGUGGCGAAAAGAGCAGAACCGCAGCAACGAGUGCAGUCGCAGCAAAAUAUUGUAAAUAUCUAAAAAGAGAUUACAGAAAAUAUCUGAAAAUAAGAGGAAGAUAUGAAAUAUAUUGUGUUUUUAUAUGCGAUGGGAAUAUUUUACGUUUAAAUAAACUGAAAGCUUGUAAUAAUAAAAAGCGACAUUUUACCAAAUGUUUCUAAAGUAAAGAAAGAAACUUAUACUAAUAAUAACAAUAGAAAACAAUACACACACGCAUAUUCGUGAGAAAAUGAAGUAAUAUUAAAACUACAAUAUAAAUUUUUAAAAAAAGUUCAAUCCUUAACAAAGUCUGUUUAAACGAAUCGACAAGUUGAAAAUGUAAAUGUAACAAAAAAAAAAAAAGAAGUUACUUGAUUAUAAAAAAAAAGAGAGAAAAAAAACGCCAAUCGAACGGUCCAGUAGAAGAAUUUGUGUAAUACAUCAUUUAGAACGACAGCAGCGAAGCUAACUUUAACGUUGAAUAUUAUACGAUUCUGUGUUGAUUGGCUGCUUAAUGCGAAAUGCUUUGCAGUAUUUUAUUUGUAAUGUGCACACACAUACUGCAGAUCGUCGCAUAACUAAAUAAAUUUGUGAUAAUCGCACAAUAACAACGAUUUUUUUACUUAAGAGCGUCGGGGCAGCCGCUCAUCCAAACAGACAAAAAGAAAAUCCUUGUCAUUACUCCUUAACACUGCAUACAUAUAUGCAUAUAUAUUGUAAAGAUAACGAUAAUAAAAGCUAAUCAUAAAAAGCCAACGUUUUAUUUCCUCCCUUCGUCUACUACCACAAGAUAAUAGUGAUUGUUUUUCAUUUUUUUUUUUUCUCAUUUUGGAUUGAAUCCGUUUACAUUUUCAUGUCGCUUAUCGUAAUUUCAAACGAAUCUCGGUUACAAUAAAUAACGAGGUAACAUAACACACGCACACCAAAAAAAAAAAAAAAAAAAAUUCAACUGGUUGUAACAAUAACACUUCUAACAACAACCUCUUCUUAAUUAUAAGUGCAACUUGCAAGUAGUAAAUAUAAAAAAAAAACAAAAAAAGAAGCAAAUAACUCACCUUUUUCCAUUAUGUUUACGGGUAAAUUACAAAUAAAAGUCUGCGAGGCGAUUGGUUUGCGCCCUACAGAUUUCCAAAAGCGUCAUAAUCUAACAUUUGGAAAGCUAGCAGAUGAUCAACUCAUUGACCCGUACGUCUCGAUCGAUGUGGAUGACGUUCAUUUUGACCGUUCAACUACACGCCCGAAAACUUUCGAUCCCGUUUGGAAUGAACAAUUCGUACACGAUGUUACGAAUGGUAAAAAUAUUAAUUUAACAGUAUUCCAUGAUGCUGCACUCCCACCGGAUGAUUUCGUUGCUAAUUGCAUAAUACCUUUUGAAGAUAUUAUGCAACAUGAGUCUCCUGUGCCUGAUUUGUGGGUUAAUUUGGAACCUCAAGGCAAGAUACACGUCAUACUUGAAUUGAAAAAUCGCAGCGGUAAAUCAAAAAAUCAAAAUAAAGAUGCUACCGAAGUGGAUCAUGCGAUUAGCGGCGCUGGCGCCAAUAAAGAAUUUAAAGAACGUGCCGGUUUUAAUCGUCGUCGCGGAGCCAUGCGACGUCGAGUGCAUCAGGUUAAUGGUCAUAAAUUUAUGGCGACAUUUUUACGUCAACCGACAUUUUGUUCACAUUGUCGAGAAUUCAUUUGGGGAAUUGGUAAGCAAGGAUACCAAUGUCAAGUUUGCACCUGUGUGGUACAUAAGAGAUGUCAUCGUUCAGUCGUUACCAAAUGUCCAGGAAUGCGCGAAGAGCAAAAUAAUUUGGAACCUGUGCCGGCAGGUCAGAGAUUCAAUGUCAAUGUGCCACAUCGUUUUGUAGUCCAUAAUUAUAAACGCUUUACAUUUUGCGAUCAUUGCGGAUCGUUGUUGUACGGUCUCAUUAAACAGGGUCUGCAGUGCGAGGUGUGUAAUAUGAAUGUGCAUAAACGUUGCCAAAAGAAUGUUGCAAAUACUUGUGGCAUUAAUACUAAGCAAAUGGCGGAAAUUCUCAGCUCAUUGGGCAUUUCUCCCGAUAAACAGGCCCCAAGACGUUCUAAGUAUUUAAGUCAACCUGGCGGUGAAGAUAACUAUGGUGUUAGUAUUCAUAGCGAAAGCAGCGAUUGUAUAUCGACUGGAACGCGUAGUUCAACUAUGUCGCUACAGACUUUAAGUUCCGGUACAUCUGGUGGUAUUACGGUGGGCAGUGCCGGCACCGAUUUGAGUUCUUCAAAUGCCAAUCGUUACUAUGACUCGCGUCCCGGUAAAACAGCCUUACAAGAUUUCAAUUUCAUUAAGGUCUUAGGCAAAGGCUCAUUCGGUAAGGUGAUGUUAGCCGAAAAGAAAGGCACCGAUGAAAUUUACGCCAUUAAAGUAUUGAAAAAAGAUGCCAUAAUACAAGAUGACGAUGUCGAUUGUACAAUGACCGAAAAACGUAUACUAGCUUUGGCUGCGCAUCAUCCAUUUUUGACGGCUUUACAUUCCUGUUUUCAAACUCCGGAUCGUUUAUUUUUUGUUAUGGAGUAUGUUAACGGUGGCGAUUUAAUGUUUCAAAUUCAAAAGGCCCGACGUUUUGAGGCGGCUCGCGCUGCCUUUUACGCAGCCGAAGUAACAUUGGCUUUACAAUUUUUACACUCAGCCGGUGUUAUAUAUCGCGAUUUGAAAUUGGAUAAUAUCCUGCUGGAUCAGGAGGGCCACUGUAAAUUAGCUGAUUUUGGCAUGUGCAAGGAAGGCAUUAUGAAUGGCGUGUUAACAACCACAUUUUGCGGUACUCCCGACUAUAUAGCUCCAGAGAUUUUAAAAGAACAAGAGUAUGGCGCGUCAGUUGAUUGGUGGGCCCUUGGUGUUCUCAUGUACGAAAUGAUGGCGGGUCAGCCACCUUUUGAAGCCGAUAACGAAGACGAAUUAUUUGAUUCGAUUAUGCACGACGAUGUUUUAUAUCCAGUUUGGCUAUCACGCGAAUCUGUGUCCAUUUUGAAAGGUUUUUUGACUAAAAAUCCUGAUCAGCGUCUGGGCUGUUCGGGUGAUGAAAAUGAAAUACGUCGCCAUCCAUUCUUUGCUAAAUUGGAUUGGGAUGAAUUAGAAAAACGCAACAUGAAACCGCCAUUCCGACCGAAAAUGAAAAAUCCACGAGAUGCCAAUAAUUUUGAUACAGAAUUUACUAAAGAGGAACCAGUAUUAACGCCCAUACCACCUGACGUAGUACGUUGCAUAAAUCAAGACGAAUUCGCUGGUUUCUCCUACGUCAAUCCUAAAUUUGGUCCCGAGCGAAAAGUUUUUUAAAAGAAGCCGCAUCGUAGACGCAACGUUAAGCAAACAAAUCUAGUACGCUUCAGAAAUGCGUGCAAAACUAUUGGUUUUUACUGCACACAACUAAUUUAGUGAUUUUGAAAAAACAAAAAAAAAAAAACAAAGUUGAAAUCUCGUUUUUAAAUUUGAAACGCGGAACAAAAAAUUUAUUUUUAUAUUAUUAUUAUUAUUAUUGUUAGUAUUUAUUUAGGCAGCAAUGUUAAUGUUAAACUAUUUUCUGUUUUGUUUUUUUUUUUUUUUUUUUUUUUUAGAAUUUAUAGUAACUUGUGCUACAAAUUCUACGAUUUAUUAUUUAUUUUUUUAUUUUUUAUCAUAAACAUUAUGAUGAUUGCUUCUUGAAUGAAAAAAUUUUUAACUGUUUGUUUUACGAUUUAAGUUUCACGCAUAUAUUUUCGGUUGUAUAAUGGAAAAAAAAAGUGAAAAAUAGAAAAAAUUGUAUUUACAAAAAAUAGUAUAGAAAAAAUUAUGUAUAUGUUUAAGCAAAUUAGGGAUUUAAUUAGAAACCUCUUAAUAAAAGCAAGAAUUCAACAAAAAAAAAAAAGGAAAAAACGCAACGUUUGCUAAAAACCACAAAACAUGUUCCAACGUUUACAGAACAACAUAAAAAAACAAAAAAAAAAAAAAA